CUCAACUAGCAGCUGGAGGCGUUUGCAUCUCGAGCGGGUCUCAGCUGGAACCGCAGGCCGGAGCCUCCUAGUCUCUCCUCUGGCCCAGUGGUGGCGGGGACCCGAGCUGCUGGGGCCCAAGCCCUGCGCCCGUCAGUCAUGGUGGGUCACCUGCAUCUGCAGGCCAUGGGGGACACGCGGGAGCAGAGCCGCGACGGCUUGCUGGACAGUCCCGACUCAGGACUGCCCCCCAGUCCCAGUCCUAGCCCGCCCUUUUACGCCCUGUCGCCGGGCACCCUGGACACUCGUGCCACCACUGAAGCUCCAGCGGCCACUUCCCUCUUCCCAAAUCCCCCAGCCCUGGAGAUGAGGUGGAGGCUGCUGCCCGUGUUCUUUGGGGAGAGCAUCGAGGUGGACCCAGAACCUGCACACGAAAUCCGCUGCAACUCUGAGGUCACCUACGCCUCAGAGAGAUACUUCCGAGACAAGAUCUUCUAUGCUCCGGUGCCCACGGUCACGGCCUACAGUGAGACCAUAGUGGCGGCGCCCAACUGCACAUGGAGGAGCUAUCGAAGUCAACUGACCCUGGAGCCUCGCCCACGGGCCCUGCGCUUCGGAAGCACCGCCAUCAUCUUCCCCAAACUGGCUCGCAACUCCUUCCGCACCACCCUGCACUGUAGCCUCGGCCAGCCACGGCAUUGGUACUCCUCCAGCCUGCAACUGCAGCGGUGCGGGGACCCUGCGCCCAGUUCCAGCAGUCCCGGUGUACUCUGAAGAGCCCAGUUGUCAGAGGAGGAGCUGAGUGUGGGAGAGGUCCAAGAAAGAUGGCCAGGCUACCACCACAGGCUAGGCUGGCUGUGCCCGAGCUCCAGCCUAGAGCAUUCUGUGAAUGCAUCUUUCAUGCUCUAUGGCCUUAAGGGCAGGGCCAAGCCUGUCCUGGUGUGCCCUUGAGGCAAAGAUGGCCCUAUGUACCACAGGGCACUCAGCCAUGGUCUGGCUCGCAACCUCAUUCUUGGAGAGGCCUGUUUCCAAAAUAGGCCAUUUAAAAAUGCUCAUCCCAGCUGAGAACCGCAGGUGCAGAGUGCAGAGCUAGCUUACCCUGAACCGAGACGGCAAAGGCUGGGGGUAUCCGGAACACACUGCCUGCUGUGCAGGGCACAGCCCUCCAAGGGUGGCCCACGUGUCCCCCCACGAGACGCAUUCCCGACUAGCUUAGACCUCUUGAUCUUGAGCCUCAAAGCUCUCUGGCAGGUGCCCAGGGAGGCCUCAAAGCUAAUGACAGGACAUUGCCAAUACCUGCCUAUGGCUGACUCUGGACUUGUGUCUACGGCAGGACUUGGAACCCCAAGAGAAACUGCCUGCUUUUCUUGGCCUCCCAUUCUUGCUUAGGAUGGAUCCUACAGCUACACCAGUUUCUGCUCUUGCCCGCAACCUGGUGCGGUCCCACGGUGCCUAGGCAAAAAUGAGUCCCCGAGUCCACUUUAGAGGGUGGAGAUGUCCCUUUGCCUCAACUAUCCAGUAGUUGGGAACCUGUCUACUGCCUCUGUGGUGGCCCAGAGGGAAGGGACACUCUGUGUGGGCAAAUAGAACCAAAAUGACUGAUAGGUUUCUGUCAAUCUAUUGGCUUAUCUGAGGUGCUCUCUGGUUAAAGAACAGCUUAAGAAAUUAGUGAAUUAUCUCAAUAAAAUAUAUGCAUACAGCCA
This is a messenger RNA of Mastomys coucha (southern multimammate mouse), 1682 nucleotides long. RefSeq names its product refilin A (gene Rflna). The transcript has 3 exons. NCBI's taxonomy places the organism in Eukaryota, Metazoa, Chordata, Mammalia, Rodentia, Muridae. Gene Ontology annotation, biological process: negative regulation of chondrocyte development; actin filament bundle organization; skeletal system morphogenesis. The coding region runs from base 139 to 753 and encodes 204 amino acids. The record is from RefSeq and is a predicted model, not a curated record. Gene Ontology annotation, molecular function: filamin binding. Gene Ontology annotation, cellular component: actin filament bundle.